UCGUAGCCGGCAGUCAAGAGGAAGAAGAUGAUGAAGCGGCGCAGGAAAACUAGCCGUUGGCUUCCUCCAAGGGUAAAACAACAAUAAUAAUUUCCAUCUCCGGCAAUUUAUAAUCCCACUCCUUUCGUUCCCGAAUCCAAUUAAUCUUCCUCUCUCAUCUGCUCUCCCUUGAUCUUGUACUUCGUCUCGCGUUGAUCCAACGCAGAGCAGUGAGUUCCCUGCUUCAUGGAUAGCCUCCAACGGCAGCAGCCGCUGCCGCUGCUGGUGUUGGUCUUACUUUUAUUGGUUUCGUCUAGGUUUGCUACGGGACUCGAGUGGGACGGGGUAGCGAUCACCCAGAACGACCUCCAGGGGCUGCAGGCCAUCAAGGCCGAGCUCACCGACCGCCGAGGCGUGCUCCGGAUCUGGAACGGGACCGGCAUUGACGCCUGCUCCGGCGCAUGGACCGGUAUCAAGUGCGUCCGCGGCCAGGUGAUCGCCAUCCAGCUCCCCUGGCGCGGCCUCGCCGGUCGCCUCUCCAGUAAGGUCGGCCAGCUCGUUUCACUCCGCAAGCUCAACCUCCACGACAACACCAUUGGCGGGCCCAUCCCGCCGGCCCUCGGCCUCCUCCGAGAGCUUCGCGGAGUUUAUUUGUUCAACAACCGCUUCACCGGUGAGGUGCCUCGGUCCAUCGCCGGAUGCGUCCUUCUGCAGACGCUGGACCUCAGCGCCAAUUCGCUCUCCGGCAGCAUCCCUGCCUCCAUUGCCAACAAUACCCGGCUCCUUAGGCUUAAUUUGAGCUACAACAAUAUCUCUGGGUCAAUUCCUGCCGCCGUCACUCGCCUUCCGGCUCUUGUGUUCGUCUCCCUCCAACACAACAACCUCUCCGGUUCUGUCCCCGACACAUGGGGAAGCAGCAGCAGCAACAAUGUUUCAGGUUUCCAGCUCAAAAGCUUGCAUCUAGAGCACAAUUUCCUCUCCGGAAGCAUCCCAAUCUCUCUCUCUCGCCUUCCAAUGCUGGAAGACCUCUCUCUCAGCAACAAUGAGCUACAAGGCAGUAUUCCUGAGGAAUUCGGGACGUUCCCGAGGCUUAAAACGCUCGAUCUUUCCAAAAACUCCAUUAGCGGAAGCUUUCCUGAGUCACUGUGUAACCUUUCGUCCUUGGUCGAGCUCAAACUCGAAGGUAACUUUCUCGAAAGCCCGAUCCUUGAGUCCAUUGAUGGCUUAAAGAAUCUAUCUUUGCUCGAUCUUAAGAGGAACCAAUUCGUCGGUUCAAUCCCUCCCACGUUGGGGAACAUCUCCGGCCUUUCUCUGCUGGAUUUGUCGGAGAACAACCUCACCGGAGGAAUUCCAGUUUCCAUUGACAACCUCACCAACCUCACUUUCUUCAAUGUGUCCGACAACAAUUUAUCUGGCCCUGUUCCUGUUCUCCUCUCCGAGAAAUUCAAUUCGAGCUCUUUCAGUGGAAACCUCCAGCUCUGCGGUUACAGUGCGGCUCCAUGCCCUUCUGCUCCUCCUACCUAUCCUCAGUCUCUUUCCACCUCGCCGGAGCACACACGGAGAAGACUUGGUACCAAGGCACUAAUACUCAUCGCUGUGGCGGUCUUCCUUGCGCUCCUCAUCCUUCUUUUCUCCUUUCUAUUCUACUGCAUGAUUAGAAACAGAGCUGCAAAACAGAGCACCGCAAGAGAGGCGGCGGCCAGGAGAGGCGAGAAGUCAGGGCAGGAGACGGGGUCGGAAGUCGAGACCGGAGGUGACACCGGAGGGAAGCUGGUCCAUUUCGACGGCCCGCUAGCCUUCACCGCCGAUGACCUCCUGUGCGCCACAGCGGAGAUCAUGGGGAAGAGCACUUACGGGACGGUCUACAAGGCGACGCUGGAGGACGGCAGCCAAGUCGCGGUGAAGCGGUUGAGGGAGAAGAUCGGGCUAUCAGAAACUAGAUUUGACAUCCACUGAAUUUUUCCAUUCAGAAGGUGUCACUAUCCAUUAGUAGACGAUCAUGUGACCAAAUUUGAUAUCCACUAUGUUUGGUCACUUUGAGAGCAAGCAAACGUUAACGCCAAAGAUUUAUUUGGUAUUCACCUCAAGAAGAGGUGAUCAAUCUAAGGAUUCGACCCUCACUCACAUAUCGACAAUAAAAUACUCUUUCUCGAAAA
Molecule: messenger RNA, 2135 nt
Organism: Zingiber officinale
Lineage: Eukaryota; Viridiplantae; Streptophyta; Magnoliopsida; Zingiberales; Zingiberaceae
Product: probably inactive leucine-rich repeat receptor-like protein kinase IMK2
Exons: 1
Coding region: 226-1935 (569 amino acids)
Molecular function (GO): protein binding
Source: RefSeq, a predicted model, not a curated record